Molecule: messenger RNA, 3109 nt
Organism: Schistosoma turkestanicum
Lineage: Eukaryota; Metazoa; Platyhelminthes; Trematoda; Strigeidida; Schistosomatidae
Source: the annotation of a GenBank genome assembly
UCUAUAUUGUAUUUUAGUGUUGGAAUCAUUUUCUUCAUAUUAUUUUUAUCGAUUUCGGUUUCAUUCAUGCACUUACAGUUUACAACACAAUGUUAUCUGCUGCAAUAGUACUAACAAAUAUUAGAAAAAAGAUUAUUCUUUUCUCUGCGGCAAAAUAACUCGGAGUGCAUUAUCGUGAUAAAAAGUAUGGUGAUUAAUAUUCAUCCGUAUGAUACAAAAUCCUCAUUAUUGGGGGCUGUUGUCCCAGUUUCAAAUUCUUACUGCCAUUUUUUGAUUAGUAAUUAAUUUGUAAGUGGCUACUGCAAUGGAUAAUGAUGAUGAUGAUGACCAGUCAAUUUUUCAAAGGGUACUCUGGUGUAUUUAUCAAAAACAAUGUCAUAAUCUUUCUGAACAAAAGGAGUCUGAAAUUACAGUGGAUGUAGAAAAAAUACCUGUAGAUAAAUCUACUUCCACAAAACAAAAAGAUCAUGCUUCAUUAACUAAUAGUGAAAAUUUAGAUAGUCUUGCAAGUGGUAAAACUUCACUGUUUGAAAUUUUAAAAUUUUGCGGCAUUUCUGCAGAUUGUUGCCCAAUACUUCGUUUUCAUAAAAAAAUUCCUGACGAUACUGCUCAGUUAAAUCCGCCUAAUGAACAAUGUGGUUCAAAUUCAUUAAACAGUAUUGUUGAUUCAAUUCAAGAAUCGAAAAAUUUGGAAUCUGUUACAAAAACAUGUUCUGUAUCACUUUCUCCAUCAAUUGCUAAUCGUCGACAUCAGACACCUCCACGUUUACUCACUUCUUCGUCCAUGGCGACCAGUCCACCAGUUGAAACCCAAUCGUAUCAUAUUCAACCUAAAGAUUAUGUAUUCAACCAGGCAUGUAAAGCGAUGCCUAGUUCACUUAUGUUACAGAAUAAUAGUUUGGGUACAUUCACAGUUACUCCAACACAACUUUUACAUAGUCCAUUAAUAUUAAAUACAUCAGCUGAUGUUUUCCGUUCUCACUGUACACCGUGCGAAUCACAAUCUGCACCUUGGAGUCAAACUUCAGUCACAACACAGCCUCUACCUUUAUUGAACUCACCCUAUAGUCAUGCAGCUUGUCCAACUUCCGGUACAACUACUCAGGAAUUAAACCAAUCAUCAUAUACUAACACUACUAGUUGUACUGGUAGUACACAAGUUCCGAAAACCUGUCCAGGUAUUGGAUUCACUGCAAGUCGUCGGACAAGAUCCAAAGGUCUUUUAGAGAGCCGUAGAGGAUCACGUACAUCACUUACAUUAUCUUUAUCUCCGUCAAAUGAUUCUCCUACUCCUAGUUAUUCUGUAGGAUCAACUCAGUUUAGUGUAUUUGGUGGUAGUCUUGAUGAAGAUCCAUGCACAAAUGAAGUAUUAUCAGAAAAAAAUGAAUCAGGUAAUAGUACUGAUUCAGUUAAUAUAAAUAAUCAUUCAAACAAUUCACAUAAUGAUAAACAAGUAAAUUCUCGGGAUAAUUAUUUACAAUCAGUAACUUACUUUUCACAUCCUACAAUUAUAUCAAAACAAAAUCAACAACAACAACAACAAAAUUUCACAACAACCAUCAUUUCAUCAUUAACAACUUCUUCAUCUUCUAGUACAUGCAAUACUGACAGUGUUAAUUCUCACUGUAACAAUUCAAUUCCAGAUAAUCAAAUUGGAUUAAUGAAAAAAGGACAAUAUCUCAUGAAUAAUCGAUGUAAUUAUAUGUGUUUUCAUCAUCAUCACCACCAUCACCAUCAUCAUCACCAUCAUCAUCAUCGACAUCAUUUUCAUCAUUUUGCUAUACAUCAUUGUAAAGUAGACGACACUGGUUUUCCUUGUUCCUUGGGUAAUUUAACAUGUCAACGUAAUCGAGAUUUAGAACAAUUGAUCAAUGCUAGCUUACCAUUAACAUAUAAUCAAUUGAAAAUUAAACUACGUGACAAUCCUACAGUAUUAUUUCAAGAAUUUUGGGAUAUUCCUAUGAAUCAUGCUGAUAAAAAAGAAUUGCCUAUACCUGGAAUUUGUCAUAAAAAUCGUUAUCAAUCAAUUCUUCCAAACUUUUCAACACGUGUUAUAUUACCUGUAGUCAAUAAUGAUAUAACUUCCAGUUAUAUAAAUGCAAAUUAUAUUCGAGGUUACAAAAGUCGUCCGAAUGCAUUUAUCGCUACUCAAGGUGUAAUGCCACAUACAAUAAAUGAUUUCUGGCGUAUGGUAUGGUAUUCUCGUGCACCAGCGAUUGUUAUGAUUACCAAAUUAGUUGAAAAUAAAGAAGUUAAAUGUGAAUUGUAUUUACCUGAUUCUUCUGGUGAAGAGGAUGUAUUAUCAUUUGUGGAAAAUCAAUCAUUUACUACAAGUCCAUUAUUUAAAACUGAUCCAUGCUCAUCUGAUUCUGAUGCUAUAAUCAAUAAUAAUAAUAAUAAUAAUAACAGUAAUAAUAAUAAUAAUAACAAUAAUAAUAAUAAUACACAGAUUACAAGUGUUCCAAGUAAUCCAUUAUUACCAAUGAUGUCAUCCUCAUUCUUCUCACAAUCUUCAACAUUAUCAUAUCAUUAUGAACAUUCAAAUGAACAAUCUGAUAUUGAUACAACUAAUAUUAGUUCACCUAUUUCAACUAGUUCUGUUAUUACUACUACAUCAACUGGAGGAUUAUCUUGUAGUGGAGUAACCACAUCAAAACGUUUACAUGAUAGUGGUAUAGCAAGUGUAGAUGAUCAAUCUUCAAUAACAGACAAUUCUAGUAGUAAUGCAAUACAUACUACUGUUACUGCUGCUACUGCUACUUCUACUACCACUGCUACUACUACUACUACUACUACUACUACUACUACUACUAAUAAAGUUAAUAAUAUCAUGACUGAUAAUCAAAAUAGUAGAAAAUCAUCAAAUGAUCGUGGCAUCAAUUUUUAUCAAUCUAUAUCAUUACCCGGUACCAGCAAAACAUUUGGAAAUAUAAGUGUUAGUGUGUUAUCUUUGGAAAGACAUGAUGGAUAUAUAGUACGCCAUCUUCGACUAAGUUUACCAUCAUUUGAUGUUUAUUUCUAUAUUUUAGUAACUUAUAAACAAAAUAGCACUAAUAGAAUUUCUAUUAAAUGUUUAACUAAUUCAUUAAAUGAAAUUGACGCUUUUUAA